Papilio machaon (common yellow swallowtail) is the source of this 8496-nucleotide messenger RNA. RefSeq names its product hemicentin-1. The transcript is spliced from 47 exons. Gene Ontology annotation, molecular function: cell-cell adhesion mediator activity; calcium ion binding. Lineage: Eukaryota; Metazoa; Arthropoda; Insecta; Lepidoptera; Papilionidae. The annotation marks the transcript as partial. Gene Ontology annotation, biological process: axon guidance; dendrite self-avoidance; homophilic cell-cell adhesion. Gene Ontology annotation, cellular component: plasma membrane; axon. The record is from RefSeq and is a predicted model, not a curated record.
AUUUCUGAUGUCGUAAUAUUUAUUAUGAUAAUAUUGCCAUCCUUUUCUAUCUCUUUGACGAAAAAAGAGAUAGCAAAUGUGUUACGUCAUUUGAAAUUAUUGCUUUGUUAUAUUAUAUAUGCAGUUGUGUAUAACAUGAAAGAAUUUAUAUUUUUAAUUUUAGUAUACGCAAGUAAUAUUCAAAGUUUGGAAUUUAAUAAUGUUAAAGAUAAAUCCGUGGAUAAAGAUGAAGGGAAAAGCAGUUUGGCUUUCGUUUUUGACACAACUGGCUCAAUGUCGAAUGACCUUAAACAGUUACGGGAAGGCGCGGAAAUGAUUUUAAAAACUGCACUGGAAGAAAGCAAUAUUAUAGCUGAUUUCGUUUUUGUUCCGUUUCAUGAUCCUAAUAUAGGCCCAGCGACUGUAACAAAGAGUAAAGAAGUGUUUAAAUCCGCAUUGAAUAUAAUCCAUGUUAAGGGGGGCGGGGAUUGCCCUGAGAAGUCUCUGGGCGGAGUACUGUUAGCGCUCAGUGUAAGUCGACCUCGGUCUUACGUGUACGUUUUCACGGAUGCAUCUGCUUCUGAUUACAAGAUCGUUGGCAAAGUAUUAGAUGCGGUUCAAAGGAAACAGAGUCAGGUGGUGUUCGUUCUAACUGGACACUGCAACGACGUGAAGAGGCAGACGUACAAAGUGUACCAGCAGGUCGCCACCGCCAGUUCCGGACAAGUGUUCAACUUGAACAAGACUAAUGUGCAUAAUGUGUUGGAAUUUGUGAGAAGUUCGAUACGAGGCAGAAGUGUUAAUUUGGGCUCUGCAGUACAUCCUGCUGGUUACAACUACACGCAAGCGAUUCCAGUUGACAGUAGUUUAGGAGAAGUGACUGUAUCAGUGUCAGGAGCCAAACCCACCAUAAAAGUGGUGAACCCGAGCGGACACGAGGUGGUGGGACCACCACAGCUUAUCACCACAUUGGAUCUAUCUGAGAUUAUGAUAGUAAAAGUACUAGAACCUGAACCUGGAAAUUGGACUAUAACAGUAGGCAGUGAAAAAGAUUAUUCAGUCAAAGUGUCUGGUCUAUCAAACAUCACCUUCGACCAUGGGUUCUCUGUAGAGAAAACUAACUCUAUGGACGAAGCUAGCUAUAGACCUCUGCAAGGAACAUAUAACCAUAUGUUAAUUUCAAUAACACCAGAAGUCGAUAUUAAGAUUGACUUCGCUGAGAUAUUGACUACAGAUGGAAAGACGCUUUUCGAAGUUCCCGUCAAACAAAUGGGUGACAUGUUCUUAGCGGACGCCUUCAUACCGCCUGAUGAUUUCUUUUAUAUUGCUAUAAAUGGGCGAGAUGAAAAUGGACAAGAGUUUCGGAGAGUUGGUCCUACAGCUGUACAGGCUAAACCACCAGAUGUUCCGUAUUUAACUGCGCCUAAACAGAUAGAAGCCCGUUCUCACGAUCGUGUUGUCCUCAAAUGUAAUGUGGAAAGUCUUGUUCCUGUUACCGUUCAAUGGACCAGAGAUUCACCAAAGAUUCAAAGGAAGACUUCAAGUCUACAGAGCACUUCAAUAGAAUACGUAAUAGAAGACAUGAGUGAAGCCCACGUUGGUACGUACAGAUGUUCUGCAAGCAACGCCGCGGGACACAGCAAGACUAACACGCAGCUCUCGUUACUAGUGGAACCACCGCAAGUGUCAGUGUUGCCAGUGAACGCAUCACUAUCUGCUGGGGAAGACCUCACCGUGUCCUGCGCGGUGUUCAGCGAAGCGGUUCUCCUCAAGAGCCAGAUUAUAUUUAAUAAUGGCAACACUAUUAAUGUGACUAAUAUUAAGGUUGGUCGGAAUAUUGAUGGUUUCUAUUCCUUUAACAAGACUAUUUCUAACGUCAGUGAAAAACAUCGCGGCACAUACACUUGUCUCGCUGCUAACAGAGGCGGUGCAACAAAUCAAUCAACAUACAUAAUUAUAGAAAGUGAACCAACAGCUAAAAUAUUGGGAACGCACAAUGUCGCAGGACAAAUUUAUACUAAUCUAAAAUUACUCUGUCAUGUUGAUAAUGCUAAUUUGGCACAAUGGAUGUCACCAAAUGGUACAGUGGCAAAAGAAGUGGCAAUCAAUGGCACCUAUAAUAUUACCUUAGAUGUGACUCUUACUGAGGAAGGAUAUUGGACUUGUAUUGGUUUACGAAAUUCUCAUAGAGCGUCAGAUAUAGUACAAGUGAACAUUGAGAUAAAGCCUGAAGUUAGCAUUGAAGGUAGGAACAUAACAGUAGUUCAGGGCAGUAUGCAGCAGUUGGUGUGUACAGUGCGCGCUAAACCACCUCCAAGCGUUGUAUGGCGGAGGGGAACUGAACACUUUAAUAAUACGCAGGUGGUUCAAGUGAAAGAGACAGUAUAUAAGAGUGUGCUGAUGUUAGACAGUGAAAGAGAGAGUGUCAACGGGACCUAUUUCUGUGUAGCAGAGAAUUCAGUCGGAAAAGCGCAAGACACUAUUAACGUAAAUGUACGCAAAAAGAUGCGAAUAUUGGAAAACUUUACAGACCAACAAGUAGAACUAUAUUCACAAAUAGACCUUCACUGCAAUGUGGACACCCAUCCUCCGGCUACAAUAAAAUGGCAACACAACAACACAGACAUACAAACAGAUGACAGCAUUGAUAUAUCUGAAGAUGGAACCACUUUAUAUAUACAGAAGAUUGAUUUUAAUGAUCUAGGACUUUAUACUUGUUUGAUGGAUAAUGGAUAUGAAAAUAUACAAAUUAAUGGGACGUUACAAGUUGUUGGAUUGGAAAUUCCCGUUUUGUCUAAGGAACCGUUUAGUAUAACAGCGCGCAGGGGAGACACCGCUUUUAUAUCAUGUAGAUUAUUAAAGGGCAACCCAGAACCAAAGAUAACAUGGCAAUACAAAAUCAACGGAAUAGAAGAAUUUAAACAUCUCAGAAAUAACACCAAAGUGAAUGAAGAAGGUUUUAUAGUGACCAUAAACAAUGCGAGUCUACAAGAUGAAGGUUUCUAUCAAUGUUUAGCUGAAAAUGCUAUUGGAAAAGAUAUAUAUCAAGUAUUCCUAAAUAUACAAUAUCCGCCAGAAUUAAAAAAUUCAUCACAAUUGGUACAAAAUCAAUUAGAAAUCAAAUCAGGUGACAAAGUUGUGUUAAAUUGCAACACAAUUGGUAAUCCUCCGCCUAUCGUAGUUUGGACUAAAGAAGGGAAACCUCUGUCUUAUUCAAAUAAUGUAUAUAUAACAAAUACAAACGAGUUGAUUAUAUCAAAUGUAACAUUGUACAAUUCCGGUACUUACAGUUGUAACUCCUACAAUAAUUUGGGCUCACUCACUACUAACUAUACUUUGCAAGUCUAUUUAUCGCCAACAAUAACCACACAUUCAGAGCAAGUUGUACAAGUGCUGGAAGGUCAGCUGGUGGAGUUGUCAUGUGAUGUGACAGGCUCGCCCUCACCAGCUGUCACUUGGUCACAUAAUGACAACAAUGUCACUGAAGACAGGAAAUAUAUCGAUGAGUAUGGAUUGAGAUUCGUUGCGAAUUUGACAGACUUUGGUGAAUAUUCGUGCAUCGCGAUCAACCCUUACGGGAGAGCGACAUUAAAUUACACAGUUUAUGUAUGGGUGGCACCAUUUUUAGAACCUCCAUUAUUAGAAAGAAAGAAUAUUUUAUUAGGAUCCAAUGUAACUUUACAAUGUAGUGCUAUCGGUUUCCCAGUUCCUAUAAUCUGGUGGAAGUUUAACGAUACUUUAGUGAUUGAAAAUACAACAGAUUUAAGUUUUAAUGAUAUUGGACAAUUGAAUAUUACAAAUGCGAGUUACAAACAUGAAGGACAAUACGAAUGUGUUGCUGAGAACUUGGCUGGCUUCGGUGCAAAGACAAUUACUCUAAACAUAUAUGAACCACCAAAAAUAAUAGAAGAUAAUUACACCGGACCGUAUGUUGCUACAGUACUGGAUACUUCUCUAGCAGUCGCCUGCAAAGCGACAGGCAAACCUAGACCUUAUGUUGUAUGGAUUAAGGACGGUUAUUACUUAGAUAAAGAUUUCCGUUAUGACAUCGAUGUGGAGGGCACAUUGACUAUUAAGUCACCUUCAGAAGACCUCAGCGGUGACUACACUUGCCUCGCUAAGAACAUUCUCGGUACCGCAACAAGGACUGUGCCAGUUCAGAUAUAUUCCGUCCCCAGUGUGAUGUCAGAAGAGUCUCAGUCUGUGGUGCACGUGGUGGAAGGCAGUAAUGCCACCAUCGAUUGUCCCCUGCGUCGUGGAUUUAAUGACACCCUCAAAUGGUAUAAGGACGCGGUGUUAAUAUCAACUAGUUCAUUACACCUGACACCGGUAACGCGUGCGCACGGAGCGACGUACGCGUGCGUAGUGAGCAACAUGGCGGGCGGCGCGCACGCAGCGCUCACUGUGGACGUGCAGUGGCCGCCGCUCGCACACACAGCGACACAGCUGCUGGAGGUUGUUAGAGGAGAUGAUGUCGACUUGAACUGUGAUGUUGACGCUAAGCCUAGAGCUAAGGUAAGUUAUACACAUGUGACGCGUGCGCACGGAGCGACGUACGCGUGCGUAGUGAGCAACAUGGCGGGCGGCGCGCACGCAGCGCUCACUGUGGACGUGCAGUGGCCGCCGCUCGCACACACAGCGACACAGCUGCUGGAGGUUGUUAGAGGAGAUGAUGUCGACUUGAACUGUGAUGUUGACGCUAAGCCUAGAGCUAAGGUAAGUUAUACACAUGUGACGCGUGCGCACGGAGCGACGUACGCGUGCGUAGUGAGCAACAUGGCGGGCGGCGCGCACGCAGCGCUCACUGUGGACGUGCAGUGGCCGCCGCUCGCACACACAGCGACACAGCUGCUGGAGGUUGUUAGAGGAGAUGAUGUCGACUUGAACUGUGAUGUUGACGCUAAGCCUAGAGCUAAGGUAAGUUAUACACAUGUGACGCGUGCGCACGGAGCGACGUACGCGUGCGUAGUGAGCAACAUGGCGGGCGGCGCGCACGCAGCGCUCACUGUGGACGUGCAGUGGCCGCCGCUCGCACACACAGCGACACAGCUGCUGGAGGUUGUUAGAGGAGAUGAUGUCGACUUGAACUGUGAUGUUGACGCUAAGCCUAGAGCUAAGGUAAGUUAUACACAUGUGACGCGUGCGCACGGAGCGACGUACGCGUGCGUAGUGAGCAACAUGGCGGGCGGCGCGCACGCAGCGCUCACUGUGGACGUGCAGUGGCCGCCGCUCGCACACACAGCGACACAGCUGCUGGAGGUUGUUAGAGGAGAUGAUGUCGACUUGAACUGUGAUGUUGACGCUAAGCCUAGAGCUAAGGUAAGUUAUACACAUGUGACGCGUGCGCACGGAGCGACGUACGCGUGCGUAGUGAGCAACAUGGCGGGCGGCGCGCACGCAGCGCUCACUGUGGACGUGCAGUGGCCGCCGCUCGCACACACAGCGACACAGCUGCUGGAGGUUGUUAGAGGAGAUGAUGUCGACUUGAACUGUGAUGUUGACGCUAAGCCUAGAGCUAAGGUAAGUUAUACACAUGUGACGCGUGCGCACGGAGCGACGUACGCGUGCGUAGUGAGCAACAUGGCGGGCGGCGCGCACGCAGCGCUCACUGUGGACGUGCAGUGGCCGCCGCUCGCACACACAGCGACACAGCUGCUGGAGGUUGUUAGAGGAGAUGAUGUCGACUUGAACUGUGAUGUUGACGCUAAGCCUAGAGCUAAGGUAAGUUAUACACAUGUGACGCGUGCGCACGGAGCGACGUACGCGUGCGUAGUGAGCAACAUGGCGGGCGGCGCGCACGCAGCGCUCACUGUGGACGUGCAGUGGCCGCCGCUCGCACACACAGCGACACAGCUGCUGGAGGUUGUUAGAGGAGAUGAUGUCGACUUGAACUGUGAUGUUGACGCUAAGCCUAGAGCUAAGACGAAGUGGUUGUUCAAUUCCAAGUUGUUAUUAGGAGAGGACAAGAGCCAUUUGAAGUUAACAAAUGUCCAACUCCGACAGACCGGAGUUUACAAAUGUGUAGCUGCCAAUGAACACGGGACAAUUGUGAAGGAAUUCACUCUAGACGUCUUAGUUCCGCCAUUUAUAUCUGACUUCGAUGUAUUGGAUGUUCAACUGAAGGAAGGUACUAAUGCUAGUCUCGAAUGUAACGCACGGGGAUCUCCUAAACCUGACAUUAAAUGGACGUUCAACAACACAUCAUGGUUAAUUAGAAAUUCAACAAUAAUAAGUACAAAUGUAACAAUAGAUUCAGAAGGUACAUAUAAAUGUGAGGCGAGCAACAAAGCCGGUGUUACAUCACUCGUGUACAGAAUAAAUGUGGUUAAAAUCGCUUUGAUUGAAGAUAUAAUAGUGUUCAAUGGUUCUGUAGGUACUAGCGUUGUAGAGAAGCUAGAAGUUGUUCUAGACUCUCGUAUUCGUAUCGCAUGUAGAGGUUCCGGUAAACCGAUACCUAACAUACAAUGGAUACGAUAUGGCAACACUGUCAGUAAUAACACCGCAAAUAUUAGAUACGCAGAUUUAAUUAUAAAUAAAGUGGCAACAUCGGAUGCUGGAUUAUAUGUUUGUGUUGCAUCAAAUGAAGGUGGGGCAGAUGAGAGGAAAAUUAAAUUAGAUGUUUUAGAGCCGCCGAAAAUAUUCCAAAAUGUAUUCCAAGAGAAAUCAUUAUCAAAUAUAAUAAAUCUAGAAGUUUUAUCUGGGCAAGCAUUUUAUAUGCAUUGUCAUCCGUAUGGUAAUCCAUUACCAGAGAUAUAUUGGUUUAAAGAUGACGUACCGUUAAAAUUAUUUGACAAUACAAUGAUCUCUAUGGAUUAUAGUGAAAUUAUUCAAUCACCUAACGCGAUGUAUGAACAGACAGGGAAUUAUACUUGUAUAGCUAAAAAUAAAGUUGGAGAAACUGGUCUGGUUUAUUUAGUUGAUGUUUUAGUACCACCGCCACAGCCAAAGGAAAGUAUGAAAGAAGUGAGAACAAGAUUUGGUAAAGUAUUAAACUUAACUUGUCCAGUAGAAGGAGUUCCUAAGCCUUAUGUAACUUGGAUCAAACAUCCUUAUAUGGAGAUCAGUGAACAUCUACCGAGGGUACAGUUGACUGAAGAUAAUGUUACUAUAAUAAUAAACGAUACAUUAGUAUCCGACAGUGGAAUAUAUUCUUGUAUAAUGACUAACAAAGUUGGCGCUAUCGAAGUAAACUAUAACGUGAUUAUAGAAAAGCCUCCAUACAUUGUUGGUAAUGAAGGUAAUGACACAAUGGAGUACCACGUGGUGUCAUUGCGACGCAGCAUUGUACUCAAAUGUGAUGUGGAUGGACAUCCAUCUCCCAAGAUAACAUGGUUAAAGGACAUCCAGCGUGUGAGUGGUGAGGAGGUGCACACUCAGCUCGUGUUGGGCAGCAGUCUGCUGGCCGUGUGGAGUGCGGAGACGCGGCACGCCGGACAGUACAUCUGUGUGGCGGAGAACAGCGCCGGCACAGCCUCCCGCCGCUACAACCUCGCAGUCAGAGUUCCUGGUAAAUGGAGUGCGUGGUCUCAAUGGAGUUACUGCAAUGUGACUUGUGGCUUAGGUUAUCAGAAGCGGUCUAGAUUCUGUCAUUAUGUAGACGAUAACAAUAAUACUAUAGAUAAAACAUCUCCGUCAGAUAAAAUUAUUCUAGACGAGAGUGCGUGUAAAGGAUCUACAAUUGACAAAAGGAAAUGUCACAUGCCAUCUUGCGAAGAGGAGGAGUCAGGUUGGUCCAGCUGGUCCCGCUGGGGCGCGUGCUCGGCGACGUGCGGCGCGGGCACGCAGGCGCGUGCGCGUCGCUGUCGUGCGCGUGCGCGUGCGCAUCACGAAUGUACCGGCGACAACGUACAGAUAAGAAAAUGUCCAAACUUACCAAAAUGCAAUCCCCAGUCGAAAUAUACCAAUGAAGUCUACAGCAGCCAAGAAAUUAAUGAAACAAAUAUGUUAUCGUAUUUACCUGAAACUACAAUAGAGAUGCAACCAGAUGACGUUGACUUUAGAAAAUCUUUGGACACAGAAGAAAGUUAUGUACCAACUGGUAAAAAACCUCAAAUGUACUUCGAUGUGAAUGUAACAGAGAAUUUGGACCGCAGCGAGCGUGGUCCUUGCAAUGUUGGCUUUAAAUAUAUUGCCGCUGAUGAUACUUGCCAAGAUGUGGACGAGUGCACUAUCUCCAACAACCAGUGCCACGCCACUCAGAUGUGCACCAACACGGCUGGCGGCUACCGCUGCAGCUGCCCCGCGGGGUAUGUCGCGCUAGCCGCCGGACUGCGCUGUCUAGAUAUAAAUGAGUGCGAGCAGGAGGUGCACGGGUGCGAGUACGCGUGCGUGAACGUGGCGGGAGGUUACGUGUGCGCAUGUCCGCGACAUCUGCGACUGCAUGUCGACAGGCACCAUUGUGUCUUACCACCACUUUAUCAGAAACCGCUUUCGUUUUACGAGAAUUCUGUAUCUGAUGAGUUUUUAAACGCAGACGUAGAUUUCUCAGCGAGGUAUACUAAAUAUAAUAAAUAUUAA